AAAAAAAAAAUCACAGCAGAUUUUGACACGUGGACCCAUAGCAUUAUAAACGGAUGCAAACCUAUUUAUAUUCCAAUCUUUAAUCUUCCUUUUUUGUUCCGCUUCCCCCACCACUACUCUUCUCUUGUCUUUCUCUCUCCACCGCCAUUUCCGCCGCCUUAUUUCUCCUUUCUCUCUCCUCUAUCAUCUUGAAUCGGAAUUGACGAAUCCAGCUCGCUGAUUUUCCGUUACACCCGAGUUCCUCACAGAAAUCGUUCCGGUUUGUUUAACUCGAUCGGAGAAGGAACGAAUUUUGGAGAUUUAAUAAUUGUUUUUAAGCUGGUGAAAAUGACGACGUCUACCACGAGCGCGGUUUACAUCACUGUUAUUGAAGACGUCAUCGAGAAAGUUCGUGAAGAGUUUAUGAGUGAUGGAGGUCCUGGUGAAAAAGCUCUUCAAGAACUCCAAGCACUGUGGGAGUUGAAGAUGAUGCAAGCCGGUGCGGUGUUACAGCCUAGUGAAAGGCCGGCUGUGCCGAAGACUGUGCCAGGGGCGGCAAUUACUCCGGUUCAUGAUUUGAAUGUGCCUUACGAAGGUACUGAAGAGUUUGAGACUCCUACUGCGGAGAUGCUUUUUCCUCCGACGCCACUUCAAACUCCAAUUCAGACUCCUUUGCCUGGAACAACAGAUAGUUCAAUGUAUAAUAUUCCUACGGGACCUACAGAUUAUCCAACUCCAAAUUCGAAUGAAGGUGUCGGUACAGACAUGAAGCCUGGAGCUGGAAGGCCUAGUCCAUACAUGCCAGCUCCGUCACCUUGGAUGAAUCAGAGACCAGCAAUUGGUGUGGAUGUUAAUGUCGCUUAUGUGGAAGGUCGUGAAGAGGUGGAUAGAGGAACCUUACAACCAGCAACUCAGGAUUUCUUUACUGGCCCUACUGGAAAGAGGAAACGUGAUGAGUUUCCACCACACUUUUCGGGAGGUGGAUAUAUACCUCAGCAAGAUGGAUCUAGUGAUAUAUUUGAACUAGAGAUUAUACAAAGCAAUUCAACUGAAAGAGGUGGCGCAUCUGCACUGCAUAAAGGAUGUUCUUCCAGAAUUCCACAACUAGAUGGACCAAUUCCCGACCCUUAUGAUGAUAUUCUUUCCACACCCAAUAUAUACAAUUAUCAAGGGGUUAAUGAAGACUACAAUGUUGUGAACACUCCAGCUCCUAGUGACCUGCAAGCAGGAACUCCUGCUCCCCUUGUCCAGAAUGAUGUCGGAGAUGAAAAUGGUGACGAUGAGCCACCUCUGAAUGAAAAUGAUGAUGAGGAUUUGGAUGACAUUGACCAAGCAGAAGAGCUUAACACACAACAUUUAGUUCUGGCUCAGUUCGACAAGGUGACCCGUACCAAGAGCCGAUGGAAGUGCACCCUUAAAGAUGGCAUAAUGCACAUAAGCAACAAGGACAUACUUUUCAACAAGGCCUCUGGAGAAUUUGAUUUUUAAUUUUAAGAGGAUGGAGCCUUUUGGGUGAUUCAAUGGCGCGCAAAAAGAAGUUAUCUCGAGUAGCCAUUUUGCAUCUUAUGUCUUGUUAGUUGUUAUCGUAAGCUUAAUCUUUGAGGGCUAUGAACAUAAUCAAUAUAUGUUGUUAGAUGACUGGAUUUAUGUUGUUGGUCAGUUGUAUAUAAAGCCAGGGCCAUCUGUGUUUAAUUGUGGAUGGCCAAGUCAGUUUAUCUUUGUUUCUUAAAUGGAAUGUGAUUCCAUUAGUUAUGCAUACUUUGGACAUUUGGACCAUCUACUUGAGAUUGCAUUUUUUUUCCUGCUUUCUCUUACUCUGUCUCGUUCAAUUAUUAAUAUUGUGUAAUAGAUUAGUAAUCUUUAUUUAUGUUUUACCUCAGAAUGUGAUGAGGUAUUGUAACUCAUUUUCGCAUUUACACUAUGUGGUUACAAAUUUUC
Messenger RNA from Amaranthus tricolor (Joseph's coat), 1917 nucleotides. Its product is annotated as transcription initiation factor IIA large subunit-like. Bases 328 to 1467 code for a protein of 379 amino acids. The transcript is spliced from 11 exons. Gene Ontology annotation, cellular component: transcription factor TFIIA complex. The record is from RefSeq and is a predicted model, not a curated record. NCBI's taxonomy places the organism in Eukaryota, Viridiplantae, Streptophyta, Magnoliopsida, Caryophyllales, Amaranthaceae. Gene Ontology annotation, biological process: transcription initiation at RNA polymerase II promoter; transcription by RNA polymerase II.